This is a messenger RNA of Lobosporangium transversale, 820 nucleotides long. Its product is annotated as putative mitogen-activated protein-binding protein-interacting protein. Lineage: Eukaryota; Fungi; Mortierellomycota; Mortierellomycetes; Mortierellales; Mortierellaceae. Gene Ontology annotation, molecular function: molecular adaptor activity; guanyl-nucleotide exchange factor activity. The transcript is spliced from 3 exons. The coding region runs from base 74 to 445 and encodes 123 amino acids. Gene Ontology annotation, biological process: positive regulation of TOR signaling; cellular response to amino acid stimulus. The record is from RefSeq and is a predicted model, not a curated record. Gene Ontology annotation, cellular component: Ragulator complex.
CACUUCAUGGCGUCCUCUUUCUCAUUAAUACACUUUCAUAAACAUAUACAAGUUCUCCUUUAAAAACGAAGUGAUGCUUAAGCCAAAACUUAUUUCACAGGUCCUUCAACAGGCAACUACGGGAGGCGUUAAAGCAACAAUAUUGCUCAACCCAGAAGGAUCGCUAUUGGCAUUUUCAGCUCAAUCGGAUCGAGACGCACGCAUCUAUGGAGCGAUUGCUUCCAACAUCUGGACUAUUUACUCAAAACACUGCAAGGAAGAAGUUGGCUCGUUAUCGUUUCUGAUACUUGAAUGCGAGGAAGGGAAGGUCGCCAUUAACAUCGUAAGCACGAUGAUUUUGUGUUUAGUGGCGCGGGACGAUGUUGAACUUGGGAUUCUCAAAGCCAAAUCAGAAGCUCUGACGCGGCACCUGGAGGAACCUCUUAGUAAAGUUGCAGGAUACUAAAACGACAAAAAAAAAAAAAAAACCUACGACCAAUCCUACAUGUUUCCACUAUCAGUAAGCUACUUUUACUUGCAUUGGACUGAAAACAACAAUAAAACUAUAUGUAUGAUAUGUAUGUCUGAUAUAUCACCGUGCAAAUAGUAGUGGCGAAGUUCUCUUGUUUGCACACCAGUCAUGUCAGUAGACAUUUUAAAAAAAAAUUGACAGUCUUUCUGGGUUGUUUGGUCGUACAGGGGCCCUACGCUUUCCAUGUUCCCCCGUCAAAAAUAAAGGGCAUUUGGUAUGUUACAAGAUAGUAAAUGAAUUUCUUAUAAAAGGUAUACAGAUGUUAAUUAAGGGAUAUAGUUUGAAGUGUGGUCGAUAUGGCACUAUCAU